This is a messenger RNA of Diceros bicornis minor, 1667 nucleotides long. It is a transcript of the gene RAX, whose product is annotated as retina and anterior neural fold homeobox. Bases 164 to 1198 code for a protein of 344 amino acids. Gene Ontology annotation, molecular function: RNA polymerase II cis-regulatory region sequence-specific DNA binding; DNA-binding transcription factor activity, RNA polymerase II-specific. The transcript has 3 exons. Lineage: Eukaryota; Metazoa; Chordata; Mammalia; Perissodactyla; Rhinocerotidae. Gene Ontology annotation, biological process: positive regulation of transcription by RNA polymerase II. The record is from RefSeq and is a predicted model, not a curated record.
GACCGGGCCGGCGUCCCCCGCCGAGCCUGACCUUGGGUCCAGACCCCUCGGGUUGGACCGCCGUACCCGGGAAGAGCCGACUUCGAGCUUCUUCUCUCUGCCUCCAAAGCAGGCGGCGCUCCCGAGAGCGCGGGCCGCGCCCUCCGGCCGCCAGGCGCUCCCCAUGCACCUGCCUGGCUGCGCCCCCGCCAUGGCCGAUGGCAGCUUCUCGCUCGCCGGCCACCUGCUCCGCAGCCCAGGGGGGAGCACCUCGCGGCUGCACAGCAUCGAAGCCAUCCUGGGAUUUACCAAGGACGACGGCAUCCUCGGCUCGUUCCCGGCGGAGCGGGGCGCCCGGGGCGCGAAGGAGCGGGAUCGGAGGCCGGGCGCGCGGGCCGCCUGCCCCAAGGCGCCCGGGGGAGGCGCUGAGCCCUCCCCGCCGCCCGCCCCGGCGCCCGCUCCCGAGUACGAAGCCCCUCGCCCCUACUGCCCCAAGGAGCCCGGGGAGACGCGGCCGAGCCCGGGGCUGCCUCUCGGGCCCGCCGCGGGCGAAGCGAAGCUGUCGGAGGAGGAGCAGCCCAAGAAGAAGCACCGACGGAACCGCACGACCUUCACCACGUACCAGCUGCACGAGCUGGAGCGCGCGUUCGAGAAGUCCCACUACCCCGACGUGUACAGUCGGGAGGAGCUGGCCGGCAAGGUCAACCUGCCCGAAGUCCGCGUCCAGGUGUGGUUCCAGAACCGACGGGCCAAGUGGCGGCGGCAGGAGAAGCUGGAAGUGUCGUCCAUGAAGCUGCAGGACUCGCCCCUCCUCUCCUUCAGCCGCUCUCCGCCCUCGGCGGCUCUGGCGCCCCUCGGGGCGGGCCCGGGCGGCGGCGGCGGGCCGGCGGGGGGCGCCCUGCCGCUGGAGUCGUGGCUCGGGCCGCCGCUGCCGGGAGGGGGCGCCACGGCGCUGCAGAGCCUGCCGGGCUUCGGGCCGCCGGCGCAGAGCCUGCCCGCCAGCUACACGCCGCCGCCGCCGCCCUUCCUGAACUCUCCGCCGCUGGGCCCCGGCCUGCAGCCUCUCGGGCCGCCGCCGCCCGCCUACCCGUGCGGACCCGGCUUCGGGGACAAGUUCCCGCUGGACGAGGCGGACCCGCGCAACAGCAGCAUCGCCGCGCUGCGCCUCAAGGCCAAGGAGCACAUCCAGGCCAUCGGGAAGCCGUGGCAGGCCCUCUAGGGGCACCGGGGACCAAAUCGGGCCAGAGGACCGUCCCAGGAGGCGAAUCCGAGCCGCACGCGCGCAUCCCUUCUCCCUGGGUCCCCCCACUCGGCCACUCUUUCCCUGUGCCGCCUGCGAGCUGCGGGCUUGGGUCGCGGACGCGCAUCUGCUCCUGACUCUCGGGAGAGGGCUGACUCUCAGGCCUGCGGAGGUCCUCUGGCCAGCCCCAGACCCCCACGGACCCCCAGCCCUGCUGCUGGAGAGGGAGAGGCGGCCCGGCCCCGCCCGCCACGCUGCUCCCACCCCCGCGGGCGCCGGAGCCUCCACGUCGAGAGACCCAAAGCGCCUGACCUCAGCCGCUCCGGGGCCGCGUGGCGACCCCAGAUAAAGAAAACUGGAAGGAAGGGGAGGUGGAGAAAUAGAGUUUCAGGAACUCUUUGUAUAAGUAGUUUCAAAGUACUUGGGAGGAGAAUUAAAGAUUUACUUA